UGAAGCUAGACCCCAGCUUUACUAGCAUGCAUAUCAGGAUUCCUUAUGCACGGGCAGCGUUCGAAGAAGAAAGCCAACAAUUCGAUGGCAUCAACUGCCCGGCCUAAGAACGUGUGCUUAACCAUGCACCAACCCUGGGCGUCGCUACUGGUUGCCGGUAUAAAGCGCGUCGAGGGACGAAGCUGGCCAACCGAGCACAGAGGAAUCCUGUGGGUUCAUGCAGCAGCGAAGGAGCCAAACCCUGCGGAGGUUCGCGCGGUGGAGGACCAAUAUCGGUCAAUCUAUGCUGCUGACGGUAUCUCAGACAAGCUGUGUCUACCGACAUCAUAUCCAACUUCUUGCCUCCUCGGUUGCGUGGACAUCGUGGGCUGCCUGCCUCCGGCGGAAUUCCAAGCAGCAGAGGACAUGCCCUUGGGUCCAAAGCUUGAGAGUCAGUCAGAAUUUGUUUUUCUCUGUCAAGAUCCAAGGCAGCUUGUUCUACCAUUCAGCUUAUCGGGACAACACAAAUUGUGGAAGUUGGACAAGCCCACCAGGGAGGCGGCCGAAGCGGGGUUGGGAGCCAUUGUUCACGGAGUCUCUCCAGCCGUCUUCCGUUCUUGCUAGAAGAUGGCUGUAGCGCAGUGGUCGCGAUUGCUUUGUUCCGUCGAGUAGCUUGCGUCUUGUUCGACCGUCCCGAACACUUCGGAUCAUUUACCUGCGCUGAAACGCGAAAAAGGCGCCCCUUGUUUGUUCUUUGAGGGCGGCUUAAGCUGUUGUUGCUGCGAUUCUUACGCGGAGAGUUGCGGCUGUGUGUUUCCCCUACUACUAUAUUUGCUGCCCUCGCUGACCUUCGCCUUGGAAUUUCGAUCCUGAGUAGGUUUGGUCUGAUCCCUGGACGGGAGUCAACUUCCUUCUCGUCGUCUCGCAGCUCAGAUAUAGUUGGGGCCAUCCGUGUUGCCUGACCGUCCACAUCCUGAAUUUUUGGCGUAAAGGGCUGUCUGCCUGGUUCACGAUGAACCCGACAGAGAGGACGGGCGUUUUGAAAGGUGUGUAAGGUGCAGUGUGCAGUGUACUACAGGAUGUGCGCGGUUGAAUCGUAGAGCCCGGCCGAACCUCCAGGACGUUAGGAUGGGGUUGACCUGUGUGGGCGAGACGCGAAAGCGACGAUGCCAUGCUUUGUAGGGAUGCGAAGAUAACCUCUGCAGUUGUUUUUGCGGCUCCUAUGCAUACCGUAAUGUACAAGUACCUUGUGUGUGGCCAAGGUCCUGACUUAAGGCGAUCGUCUUUACGAUAUUUCGGGGGGGGUGUGGGCUACCCCAUCCGGCGUGCCUCUGUGUUAGUUUGCUUCAUGUGUCUCUUGAUUUGCACGAUAUUUCUUCGCGUCAGAUUGCGACAACGGACGGUAGUUGGUUUGUUUGCCUUCGACACUACGGAAGAGAACAUCCUGGAUAAUUCAGAACGAUCGUGGAAGUGACCACGACCACCACC
This is a messenger RNA of Ectocarpus siliculosus, 1467 nucleotides long. The record is from the annotation of a GenBank genome assembly. NCBI's taxonomy places the organism in Eukaryota, Phaeophyceae, Ectocarpales, Ectocarpaceae.